CUCAUAAUAAAAUUGGCGUUUUAUUUCAAAAUUGUGUUCCGUCAUGUUUACAUAUUUCGUGAUUUAAAAAAGGUAAAAAUUACAACACGUUUAUGUAAUAAACCUUAUCAUGGAUAAAACAAAUUCUAAUGCUACAAAAUGUUCAUCAAAGUCAUGGAGCCACAAUAGAUCUGCUGAUUCAGAAGCCAUAGAAAAGAAGGCCAGUCAGAAAGGCAAAGGAAACACUGUAAAACCUCCAUGCCCGUAUUGCAAGUCAUGGCUGAGUAGCACAUCAGAUUUCGAACAAGGAAGAAUAGACAAGACACCAUUGUCGCAGGGGACACCGAGAACGCCUGGCAACAAAAACAUGUCAAUAGAGUCGCCAUCUGCAGUUUGCUCACCACAUCUCAAAUAUGGUAUAUUCAAUCAAAAGAAAAUUACAGUUGAUCCAAGAUCUGUUGAAAGACCCAAAUCACCUAUGAAACAACGCUUCAGAUCAGCUGAGAUUGAUAACAAAGAUACCGUGUCGGAGCCCGGAAGUCCCUUAUUUUCAAUUCGUGCACUGAGCGAACAGGACCGGGAUAAAUUUACCCCAAUGCAGGCUAAGGCAGGAGAUAUGGCUGCUCGAUUGUUACCCGCAAAACCAUGAUAAGAUUCUUUUGUACUGUUUUGUAAUAAAAUUUGUUGAAAUGUCA
Messenger RNA from Papilio xuthus (Asian swallowtail), 674 nucleotides. RefSeq lists its product as uncharacterized. The transcript has 6 exons. The coding region runs from base 110 to 628 and encodes 172 amino acids. The record is from RefSeq and is a predicted model, not a curated record. NCBI's taxonomy places the organism in Eukaryota, Metazoa, Arthropoda, Insecta, Lepidoptera, Papilionidae.